AAGAAUGGCUCUCUGUUUAUAUAUAUAUUUAUUUGUCACUUCUUUCAUAGAAGGAUCCUGCUUAUUUUUACGGAUAUGUGUAUUUCCGACAAGUUCGAGAUAAAACUCUAAAAAGAGGCUACUUUCAGAAGUCAUUGGUUUUAAUCAGCAAACUACCUUAUAUUCAUUUUUUUCAUACUGUGCUCAAACAGAUAGCACCUGAGUAUUUUGAGAAGAGUGAACCUUAUUUGGAAGCGGCUUGUAAUGAUGUUGAUCGAUGGCCUGCCCCAGUACCAGGGAAAACGUUACACCUGCCUAUCAUGGGGGUGGUAAUGAAGGUACGGAUUCCCACAUGUCAUGACAAGCCUGGGACAACACAAAUAGUGCAGUUAACUCAGCAGGCAGACACACAUAUAUCUGUUAUUUUACCUACUGUUCAUGAGGUGGAUCUUUUCAGGUGUUUCUGCCCAGUUUUCCUUCAUAGUCAGAUGCUUUGGGAACUGGUGCUUUUGGGGGAGCCCCUUGUGGUCAUGGCACCAUCACCAUCAGAGUCCUCAGAGACUGUAUUGGCUCUUGUUAACUGUAUUUCUCCAUUAAAGUACUUCAGUGAUUUCCGGCCUUAUUUUACUAUUCAUGAUAGUGAAUUCAAAGAAUAUACUACCCGGACUCAAGCUCCGCCUUCAGUCAUAUUAGGAGUGACCAAUCCUUUUUUUGCUAAAACACUCCAGCACUGGCCACAUAUUAUUCGAAUAGGAGACCUUAAACCUGCAGGUGAAAUUCCUAAGCAGGUUAAAGUGAAAAAAUUGAAGAACCUAAAGACUCUGGAUUCUAAACCUGGAGUUUAUACUUCUUAUAAGCCAUAUCUAAAUAGAGAUGAAGAGAUCAUAAAACAGUUACAGAAGGGUGUACAACAGAAGCGUCCUUCUGAGGCUCAAAGCGUUAUUCUCCGACGAUAUUUUUUGGAACUGACACAAAGCUUCAUCAUUCCAUUAGAAAGAUAUGUAGCAAGUUUGAUGCCUUUGCAGAGAAGUAUUUCUCCAUGGAAGAGUCCACCCCAAUUAAGACAGUUUCUUCCAGAAGAAUUUAUGAAAACGCUUGAGAAAACAGGACCUCAGCUAACCUCUAGAAUAAAAGGCGAUUGGAUUGGACUUUACCGGCAUUUUCUAAAGUCUCCAAAUUUUGAUGGUUGGUUCAAGACCCGGCGGAAAGAAAUGACACAAAAAUUGGAGGCGCUCCAUCUAGAAGCUCUUUGUGAAGAGGACUUACUUCUCUGGAUUCAGAAACACACAGAAGUAGAAACAGUAGACCUUGUAUUGAAGUUGAAAAAUAAGCUGUUGCAGGCAGAUCGAGAGCGUUUACCUGUGAAACCUGACACUGUGGAAAAGUUACGGACACACAUAGAUGCAAUUAUCUUAGCAUUGCCAGAGGACCUGCAAAGCAUACUGCUCAAAACAGGCAUGACAUGAUAUUUGCCAGUAUUUUCUAGCCAAAAAGGAUUGUGCACCAUGAAGCAUACUGACAUUUCAUCCAGACGCACAAAGGAGAACUCGGUGGCAGCAGAGUGGAAAAUAGCCGUGGAUGCUAGAUACAGGGUGGAAAGACUCUGUUGUAUAAACAGACCUUUUUAGUGCAUUAUUUUUAAAAAUGAGUAUCUGUGGUAGUUCCACUUUAAUACUGAAACACUGAAAGGCAUUUCUAUAUUUUUAAUCAUGUUCUAAAGUGCUCUUAUGAGAGACCUGUGGGGCCAUCAGUAUAAGUGAUUCCAAACUGCAGUGCUGGCAUUGCAGAUAUUUUUUUAAAUUGGUGCUGCUUUGCCCAAUCAUGUUAAAACUCAGGGGGAUAUAAAAACAUUUACACUGGCUAUCUUUUUAAGAAGGAAAAGUUUAAACUGUUCAACUAUAAUUAGAAGUAAUUGAUGCUUAUGUAGUGCCUUUUGUUGUCCUACAUGUUUCAUGAGGUCCAGCUGCUAGUGUUGAAGCUUCUUCUUAGCUAGAUUAUGAUAUGUAAUUUUAUAAGGCAUUCUAUUGAGUAAUCAUUGCUUAAAAAUAUGUUUCUUAGGCAUGGUGGGUUUUUUCCAUUUGUCACAUAGGUCAUUUCAUUAUUUUUUUAAAUUUAAUCUUAUCAGUUUCUCCAAAGGCAGGAAUCUAGUAUUAACUAUGUUUUGGCAGGGGGGUUUGGGGUUUUUUUUUGGCAGCUGGGCUGUAUGGGGAUCCAAACCCUUGACCUUGGUGUUAUAACACGGCGCUCUAGCCAACUGAGCUAGCUAGCCAGCCCUCUAUAAAUUAUGGAAGUUUUCUUUUACCCUUUACUAAUUGGGCCUGUUUAAAAUUAGUUUGGAUAUUUUUUAGACAUCCUAAUUAUGAACUUCAUAAUCAGCUCUUUUUUUAACCUGAAUUAUUCUUUUUUCAGAGGCAUUCAUAAACUUUUUAUAUGACAGUUAUUUGAGUGAUUAUAAGAUAUAUUUCCAGCAUUAUUUGUUUGGUAGUGUUUUUCUCCCAAAGUUAAUGUUCUCAAAACACUUCCCUACUCUUGUUUGACAUGGGAAUUUUUGCCUGAAUCACUGUUUAGCUAGUUUUAUGUUGUUGUUUUUGUGUUUUGUUUAAACUAUACUACCUUGCCAAAAAUAGAAGAAUGUGAUUUGGUAGAACAAGGUUGGUUUGUGUUUGAAUAGGAGUGUCCUGCAGAAGCCACUAUUUAAAAUAGGCACACAUGACAUAGCACAUAUGUAAAUAGCGUGUCUUGAAUUACCCUCUAAAUAACCAAUUUUAGUUGUAUGUAUUUGUAAAACAAAUGGCUUCAGAAGCUAUUUUUUGUUCUCUGUUGAUGUAAUUCUUAAGGGCAUUACUGACCCAAGGAAGGUUUCUUUUGUUUGUGACUGUGUUCUCAUACCCAAAUGUGCCCUUUUCUCAUGGAUACUUUUUUUUUUUUUUUGGCACAGGCUGGUCACUGAUAGUCUCUUGCAGCAUACCUCAAAGUCAUAGAGAGAAUAUGGCAUUUGAAAGAAAUCAUUUGCCUUCGAUCAUAUGAGUUAUUUUGUGAAACAACAAUUGACCUUUCAGAAAAGGGGCAACUAAUUUUAUAUGCUAAAGUAUUUCAUAACUUGGUGGGAAACUUUAUUUAGGUAUAAAUGGUCAUCUUAUUUUUCAGAAAGGUGUAUUUUAGUAAUCUUACAAUUUAUAUACAGUUUGUGACCAGAAUUUGAAAGUUGUCAGUGUCAUAUCAAGGAUCUUUUAAAUUAUACCACUACACAAUGUAUCAUUUCAAGUUUAUUUUGCACAGCUAAAGAGUAGCAAAAGAUGCCAAUUAGCAUGAUAAUGGCGUCUUCAUAUUUACUGUAUUUAACUGAAAUGUAACACAGGUUGAAAACCAUAUCAUACUUACCUGGUCUGUCUCUUAAUUUCAAAUUGUGUACUUGUAAAAAUAACUUAAAGUUGCAUUGGGAACCUGAGGAAAAAAGACUGACUAGGAACAUAAUUUUUUGUGUGAUUUUCAGAUUUAUCUUUUCUUUUUUUGGAGAAGACUUUGUUAAUAUCUAAACCCUGCCAUUUAAUGUUUUCUCUCCACCAGCAUCAGAAGGAAUCACUGUUUUAAGGAUGUUAUGUAAUGAUGCCUAGUGCCUUCUAUUUACAGUGAAAAAGAGGUUUUGUGAAGGCAUUUAUGGUCAUUACUGAAAACUGAAUUAAAGGCCUUGUAUUUUAAAGCA
Molecule: messenger RNA, 3682 nt
Organism: Galeopterus variegatus (Sunda flying lemur)
Lineage: Eukaryota; Metazoa; Chordata; Mammalia; Dermoptera; Cynocephalidae
Gene: DENND6A
Product: DENN/MADD domain containing 6A
Exons: 17
Coding region: 300-1445 (381 amino acids)
Cellular component (GO): recycling endosome
Molecular function (GO): guanyl-nucleotide exchange factor activity
Source: RefSeq, a predicted model, not a curated record